Molecule: messenger RNA, 1353 nt
Organism: Lasiodiplodia theobromae
Lineage: Eukaryota; Fungi; Ascomycota; Dothideomycetes; Botryosphaeriales; Botryosphaeriaceae
Exons: 7
Coding region: 1-1353 (450 amino acids)
Biological process (GO): mycotoxin biosynthetic process
Source: RefSeq, a predicted model, not a curated record
AUGGCAUCUCUUUUCAACACCCGAUUCAAGAACGUCCUAUCUGCAUACGAGCCGCGAAGGGGUGAAGCAGUCGUGGAAGAUGACAACUCGAAAGAACAUCUCCUUCCAGAUGACGAUUCCGUCUCGUCGCGACCACGCAGCACGACCGGAAGCGCGAUGAGGGUGGCCAUCGCCGGCGUGGUGUUGAUCCUCUGUAGUAUGCUAAGCUUCGCCCUCGGCACUUGGGUUGCAAAACGCCCUACCGAGAGCGCCCAGGGUUCCUAUGAAAACGGAUUCAUCGAAGAGCAGAUCGUCAGUAGAUUCGAGCUACGACAAAUGACUUUUACUGGCGGCAUCGAUUUCACGCCCGAGGGCGAGGAAUUGCUUGCGCCUUCUCGCUACGUUGGAGAGCCGAGUCCCGAAAUUGAUGAGGCUUGGAACGCCAUCAUAGGUGGAGAGUCUCACUACUUUUCCGUUUCCGAGGCUGAGGCUAAAGCGCUUUGGGAUGCCGACUGGGAGAAGUACCGGGAUAGGAUCAGGGGUGGAUGGACAGGAACUCUUGACAUGUUCCACUGUCUACAUUGUCUGAACCAGUUGCGGAAAGCACUGCGUCGCGACUACUACCCUGAAGAGGAACAUCGAGGGAUGGUCCACCAACUACACUGCAUCGACCACUUAAGACAAGUGAUUAUGUGCCAAGCAUGGACGGGCUGGACCCUCGCAGCCUUCUUCGCUUUCACGACAGCGCUUCUCGUCUUCCGGGACAAACUUCACGCGUCCCAUUUUCCCGAGUCCGGGUCAUUUUCUGCCGGAUUCAAGACCGAGUUCGGCCCCGUCAAGCCGUUGAUCAAGGAAGAGCCCGUCAUGUUCUGGGGCGGACCGCGCUGGUACGACAACGGCACCGGCUACAAGCUGCACAACCCAUCCGAGCCUGAGUACGUCGGACCGCCCAAUGACGACAUGGAUGAGGCGUGGGAAACGUUGCUCAAGGGUCGCUACUUCACCAUCACGGACGAAGAGGCCGUAGCCACCUUCGGACCAUCGCAUCAGGUGCAUAACCAUUCCAACGUCGGCUACCUCAUGGGCCUCGAUGUUUACCAUACGCUGCAUUGUGUCGACCAGUUGCGCCGGAUGCUCGACCGCGAGCACUAUUUCGGACCGGGGAAGAUGAAGUAUCCGGAGAGGGGACAUCGCGAUCACUGUCUUGAUCACAUUCGGCAGCAGCUGAUGUGUCACGCUGACCUGACUCCCAUACCUGUCAUUUGGAACUGGGGCGCUUUGCAGAAGUUCAUGCAUACCCGUGCCGACCUCACGGAGGUGUGGGCGGAAAGAAGGGUCAAGCAGCUUAAUGAAGAAGCCGGACGUGAUAGCUGA